Messenger RNA from Diplodia corticola, 894 nucleotides. RefSeq names its product zn-c6 fungal-type dna-binding domain. The transcript has a single exon. The coding region runs from base 1 to 894 and encodes 297 amino acids. Gene Ontology annotation, cellular component: nucleus. Gene Ontology annotation, biological process: aflatoxin biosynthetic process; regulation of DNA-templated transcription. Lineage: Eukaryota; Fungi; Ascomycota; Dothideomycetes; Botryosphaeriales; Botryosphaeriaceae. The record is from RefSeq and is a predicted model, not a curated record. Gene Ontology annotation, molecular function: zinc ion binding; DNA binding; DNA-binding transcription factor activity, RNA polymerase II-specific.
AUGGCGUCGCCAAGGGGGUCCCGUACGUCGCCGGGGCUCAAGGCCUCUUGCGACCUAUGCCACCGAGCCAAGGUCAAAUGCAUCUUCGACGGCUCGGACCGAUGCACACGAUGCGCGAAGCACGACUACGUCUGCAGGCGGAGCCCCUCGCUUCCAAUGGGACGCACUCCCGGAUCGUCGACCGCUCGUCGUCGCCGAUAUUGCGCAUGCUCCGCCGGACCAUCGACGACCAGCAUUGUCGCCGAAACGCCCGUCUCGAUGCCGACCACCCCCGUCGCCGACAUGUCGCCUGCCCGCCACGCCGGACCCUUCGACUUCGACAUGAUGCCGAUGCUGACGCUGGACUGCGGCGACGCCGCCGACCCCUCCAUCACCCCGGCCAUCUCCACGUCCCCGAUCAGCAACGCCGCUUCCGGCGUCUACUGCCUGUGCUUCUCCGCCAUCGCCGGCGCCAUGGAGCAGCUGCGGCAGUCAUCUCGUCCGGACAGCCGCCCCGGCCUGGAUGCCAUCCUGCGCCAGAACAGAGCGGCGCUGCUCACCGUCGACCAGUUCGCGCAGUGCAACGCCUCGCACGAGAUGACGCUCGUGCUGCUCGUCUACCUGCUGCUCUACCACGUCCUCGCCGGCUACAGCGCCGCCGCGUCGCACUCGUUUGCCGCGACCGAGUGCCCGCAGCGCGCCGUGCUGGGCGAGUUUGAGAUCGACAAGGACGAGAUUCACGUGCUCAAGCGCCACUUCAUCCUGCUGGAUCUGUCAAAGGUGCCUGGGAUGCUGGAUACGCUUGCUGAGCGCGUGGCUGCGAGGGACGGCGCGAGCUACGAUCGGGCUAGUUGGUUUGUGCAGAACUUGCUGAAGAAGGAGGCCGAGGGGCUCGUGGAGACGAUGGGGAUGUGA